AUGGGACGUGGAAGGGAUCGUAGUCGUGAUAGACGACGAAGUCGUACUAGAAGUAGAAGCAGAAGUCGCAGUCGUAGCCCUCGUUAUGGUCUAGGAUCGGGUGGUGGUGGUGGUGGUGGAGGAGGAGGAUAUGGUGGAGGGGGCCGCAGAAGUAAUCCCGGAGCCAAUCUUCGUAAACCAAAAUGGGAUUUGAAUAGAUUAAAGCCAUUUAAAAAAGAUUUCUAUGUCCCACAUCCUGAUGUAGAAAGUAGAGUGGAAUCAGAAGUAGAAGCUUGGAGGAGUGAAAAUGAAAUAACCUUAAAAGGCCGCAAUAUACCAAAGCCUACACUAUCUUUUGACGAGGCAGGGUUUCCAGAUUAUGUUAUGGAUGAAAUUGAUAAGAUGGGUUUCUCCAAGCCAACACCAAUUCAAGCACAAGGUUGGCCAAUUGCGUUAAGUGGUUAUGAUAUGGUGGGCAUUGCGUCUACUGGAUCAGGCAAAACUCUGUCAUAUAUAUUACCAGCUAUAGUUCAUAUUAACAAUCAGCCAAAAUCAAGCAGAGGCGAUGGACCAAUUGCUUUAGUGUUAGCACCUACCAGAGAACUUGCACAACAAAUUCAAGAAGUUUGUGAUAAAUUUGCAAACACUUCUAAAAUUCACAAUACUUGCUUGUUUGGUGGAGCUCCAAAGGGUCCACAAGCUAGGGACUUAGAUGCUGGGGUGGAGAUUGUUAUUGCGACACCAGGACGUCUGUUAGAUUUCUUGGAAAGUGGAAGAACUAACCUUAAAAGAUGCACUUACUUAGUAUUAGAUGAAGCUGAUAGGAUGUUAGAUAUGGGUUUUGAACCUCAAAUCAGGAAAAUUAUAGAGCAAAUUAGACCAGACCGACAAACUCUUAUGUGGUCUGCUACAUGGCCUCGAGAAGUACAGAGCUUAGCUGCUGAAUUUUUGAAAGACUAUCUACAAAUUAAUGUUGGAUCUUUGCAAUUGGCUGCUAAUCACAAUAUCUUACAAAUUAUUGAUGUUUGUAUGGAAUAUGAAAAAGAAACAAAAUUGAGCACUUUAUUAAAAGAAAUUAUGGCAGAGAAAGAAAAUAAAACCAUUAUUUUUAUUGAGACAAAACGUAGAGUAGAUGAUAUCACAAGGAAAAUGAAGAGAGAUGGUUGGCCUGCUGUCUGCAUCCAUGGCGAUAAGUCACAAAAUGAGCGUGACUGGGUAUUACAAGAUUUCCGAAGUGGAAAAGCACCUAUUCUUGUAGCAACUGAUGUUGCUGCAAGAGGUUUAGAUGUUGAUGAUGUAAAGUUUGUGAUAAACUUUGACUAUCCUAGCAAUUCAGAAGAUUAUGUUCAUCGGAUUGGUAGGACUGGAAGAACUAAUAAAACAGGGACGGCAUACACAUUCUUCACACCGUCAAAUGCGGCCAAAGCUGCCGACCUCGUGGCGGUACUGAAAGAGGCCAAGCAAGUUGUUAAUCCAAAGUUACAAGAGUUAGCAGAACGCGGUGGAGGCGGUGGCAGAAGACACCGCGGUCGCGGAGGCAGAUACCGGCGAGGCCGGCGGUCGCGGUCGCGCUCACGCUCGCGCGACCGCCGCCGCCGCUCGCGCACGCGGUCCCGCUCGCGCUCGCGCAGACGCCGCCGGCACAGCUCGUCGCGCUCCUCGCGCAGCCGCUCCUCCAGGUCGUCGAGAAGCCACUCACGCUCGCGCUCCCGCUCGCGUAGCCGCUCUCGCUCAGGCAAGUGCAGCCCACUGAAGGACACUACUCAUGCUGCGCCCCCACCGGCGCCCCAGCCUGCGCCCCCACCUGCGCCUCAGCCGGCGCCGCAAGCCCUGCUGCCGACGCCCAAGCCGCUACUGCCCACGCCCAUCGGUCCGCAACUACCCCAGACUCAUUUCGACAAACCCAAUGGCAAAGUAUCCUCCACUCCUCCCGUCAGACACGAUAACGUACAAUCCAACGAUAAUGAUUACUCACAAAAGAACAAUAGUACUAAUAAUAAUUUUAAUAAUCAGAUAAACAACGAUAAUAGUUUACAGCAGCAACAGCACCAGCAGUCAAACUCUAUUCCACCCUUGAUGGCUAUUAACCCCCAAAUGAAUAUGUGCAUUCCUCCUCCUAUGAAUGGACCAAACUUUAUGAUGCCUCCAUUCUUCCCUAGCGAUCAGUACGGGAUGAUGAUGCCAAACUUCGCUCCAAACCCCAUGCUCAAUUCAGGUUGGGGAGCUCCCCCUCCACCACCUCCUCCUCCUCCUCCUGUCGAUUCCAGCGGUGGGGCACAAAACAAUUACACUUAUGGACAAAGUGGCUCUGAGCAAAAUCGCCUGGAGUCGGAUUCCAGAAAGCGAGGAGGUCGCUCUGGCGGGCUCGGCUCGAGCUCGGUUAGCAGCGGUGGUUUUGGUCUCGACGGCGGCCUUGGAUCUGGCGGCGGGGGGUUGGGUUCGACCGAUCGCUCCAACUACGGGGGCCUGGGCUCCGGCGGGGGCCUCGGCUCGGACGAGAGCCAUGGCGGCGCGCGCUCGCGCGGCGGUCGCGACCGGCGCCGGCGCGGAAGAGGACGCGAGCUCGACGACUAUAACUCGGAUAGCCCGGGUGGUGGUCUCGGCUCUUAUAGCUCGGGCGGCCUAGAGGGCGGCCUGGGUCAAUCUACCGGCGGCUUGGCCUCUGGCGGUCUCGCCGUACCCCAUGGGAACCCCAUGCCGCGCAUGCUUCCGCAGAGCGUCACCGAGUUCGGCGCACAAAACGCCAACUUCACGGCGUUCGGUUCUUAUGGGCCAAAAAAUAAAAGAAGUCAACAGUCUAAUGAUGGUGGAAACUAUGAUAACAAUAUGAAUGGUGUCGAGUAUUAUGGACACCAAAAUAUGGGACCUGGUCGACCUUUCGCUGGGCAAUCGCCAACGACGGUGAAUAACACUCGAGAAAACGGCUACAACGGUGACUCACGUCGACGUAGGAGGCGA
Molecule: messenger RNA, 2937 nt
Organism: Brenthis ino (lesser marbled fritillary)
Lineage: Eukaryota; Metazoa; Arthropoda; Insecta; Lepidoptera; Nymphalidae
Source: the annotation of a GenBank genome assembly